GUCCACGUUAUCCGUGAACCUUACGUCAGAUUCAAUGCUCUAUUUGAUCCUCUAUUCCCGCCCUUUUCCCGCCAGCUAUGAAAGUCAUCAUAACUGGAGCCUCUGGCGUUCUUGGCUCUGCAGUCCGUGAAGCCUUCAAAUCAACACCCCACCAAGUUUUAGCACUAUCGAACACCCGUACCGGUGAUGGCUUGGUCCCCUUGGACCUAACAAACACCAAAGAAGUCGAGAAGGUAUUCACAGAGUUCAAGCCGAAUUGGGUAAUACACUGUGCUGCUGAACGACGACCUGAUGUUGCAGAAAAGGAUCCUCAAGGUGCUCAAAAGCUUAACGUGAACGUCUCUAGGCACCUUGCUUCUUUAGCGAAAUCCUUGAAAUACACCCUCGUCUACGUAUCAACAGAUUAUGUCUUUGACGGGAACUCGCCGCCAUAUACUCCUUCCGCCAAAACAAAUCCUCUCCAACUUUACGGUAGAACAAAACGUGAUGGGGAGGAAGCUGUUCUUUCCGUGAACGGAGCUAAGGUUAUCGUUUUGCGGGUUCCUGUCUUAUAUGGCCCAGCACCCAAAAACUCCGACAGCGCAGUAAAUAUUCUACUAGAUGUCGUUCAGGACCAAUCAGGAAAACAGUACAAGAUGGAUCAUUACGCCACACGCUACCCCACGAAUGUCGUCGAUAUCGCGAAUUUCCUUGUUCGACUUUCAGAAUUCAAAAAGACCGCCACAGUACCCCCAAUCCUUCACUACUCCGCCGCCGAGCCGUUUACCAAAUACGAAAUGUGUCUCGUCUUCGCGAAAAUUCUCAAUCUCCCGCAUGGACAUAUUGUGCCUGAUCCGGAGGCACCCAAGGGCGAUUCGGCUACGACGAGACCUAGGGAUUGUCAGUUGUACACUAAGGAGACGGAAGAUUUGGGUAUUGAAGGUGGUUUAGGUUUGACGCUUUUCGAGGAGUGGUGGACAGAAUACUUGAAGAAAUGACACUGAGGAAAGAAACCGCGGUGUUGGUAUCGGUGUUUUUAGCUUUGAGAAUUCGGGGGAAUCUUACGGUUUUCGAUGGCAUGUACAUGGGUUAUCGGUAUUAGAAGAAGAAUAU
Messenger RNA from Lentinula edodes (shiitake mushroom), 1092 nucleotides. RefSeq lists its product as uncharacterized. Lineage: Eukaryota; Fungi; Basidiomycota; Agaricomycetes; Agaricales; Omphalotaceae. The record is from RefSeq and is a predicted model, not a curated record. The transcript has 8 exons. The coding region runs from base 78 to 977 and encodes 299 amino acids. Gene Ontology annotation, cellular component: methionine adenosyltransferase complex. Gene Ontology annotation, molecular function: methionine adenosyltransferase regulator activity. Gene Ontology annotation, biological process: S-adenosylmethionine biosynthetic process.